AUGGGACAAACGCUGUUCGUUAGAACUAGCAUUUUGUUUUGUCAUGGAAUCAAGUCUAUUUGUUCGAAUGUUCUUUUUUUCGUUUCGUUGGAAAAACCAACGCCGACGUCAAGAAUGGAUCAGUCUAGUCUCCUUUCUCUUUUGGGAGCAGAGCUGAAAAAGAUGGAAUUGUCAAGUACGAUGAUAUUUUUAUUAACGGAUAGAAAAAUGCUAUUAUCAAGUAGUAAACCCAUUAUGAUUGCAACUCGUGGGAUGCCUGGAAUCCCACUAAAUCGAGAAUCGGAAUCGGUGGAGGAUGUGCAUAGGGUACUCCGAGCCCUCCCCUUAUUUAGAGAAAUGGAAGGUAUCUUGCGUGAGAGGAACCUGAAUCUCCCGUCAGUACAGGAAAUAAGCGCUUUCCGUGUGAAUCUAUUCUCUGGUAUCCGGCGUGAGAGUGCGAUUGCGGACUACGACGCUUUUUGGCGCUCCUUACUCGAGGAGAUUCACACACCUCAGGGACGUAGUUGUUUUGGUCAGAGAAUACAAGAUCUGCACGCCCGAAUGUCUGCCGAGGGCAACUGGGACUACUUGAUUGCCCAACAAGGCAGAGGGUAUUUUGGUAACCUACCUAAUCUCAACAGCCCGUUGGAUCAAUAUCAAUUUGGAAUUCACCCAAUUCUGGAUCUGAAUAUUGGUGAGUACUAUGUCUCAUUCACAAAUCUAUCCUUGUCUAUGUCUAUGCUACUCACUCUCGGUUUGGUCUUACUUCUGACCAAAGUAUUUAUGGAAUCGUCCGGCCAGAAACGGGGAAGAGCCCAUGCUGUCGUAGAGGCCUCGUCGAGUGCUUCCGCUACGCCUAAUUCUGAGGAUGAUGAUAAGCGGAAAAAAGUGUCCCGCCAAGACGCCAAUGGCAAAGAGUCAGAGCCGCCCAUAAAUGGGGCGCAACCUGAAGUACCAUCCAUUGCGUUCUUAAAGAAAAGAAUUAAAACAGUUCUAAGGUCCUGUCGAGAUAGGAACCCUAGGGAGAGCACAUUACGCUCUACUUACGAGGAUCUUCACCUUGAAACGGCGAGCGCCGAGAAGCGGGUAAAAAUCGCCCAGGCCCUAGAAAAUCUGUACAGGCGAAGCCAAUAUUUCCGGAGUAACAAAAGGCAGCAGCCCCAUACCGACUUGAUUAUUCAAAUCUGCGAUUGGGAGCGUACGAAGAGGUAA
Molecule: messenger RNA, 1191 nt
Organism: Zea mays
Lineage: Eukaryota; Viridiplantae; Streptophyta; Magnoliopsida; Poales; Poaceae
Source: the annotation of a RefSeq genome assembly